Lentinula edodes (shiitake mushroom) is the source of this 2874-nucleotide messenger RNA. RefSeq names its product Afadin and alpha-actinin-binding-domain-containing protein. Lineage: Eukaryota; Fungi; Basidiomycota; Agaricomycetes; Agaricales; Omphalotaceae. The record is from RefSeq and is a predicted model, not a curated record. The coding region runs from base 32 to 2725 and encodes 897 amino acids. The transcript has 6 exons.
ACGUUAUGUAACAGGCAGAACGAAUUUGACGAUGACCACACUGGCAACGGCAACGGCAACGCCUAUGCACAAGACUGUUCACUGGAACUCUCAGAGUCCUGACAUUGGCUCUCCUUCACUAUCCUGUGAAGACUCCUUCGUUUCAACGUCGAGUCUUCAAUAUGUCAAUUCUCAGCUGGUAGCUCACGGAUUCACCACAUCUUCGGGACUCUCUCUCGAUGGCCUGUCUAAAGGAGAAAUGGACAGGGCUGUGAAAUGUUUUCUGGACUUGCUGGCUCAAAGGGUGAAAGAUAUGUCGAGGACAGAGCACUUGUCAGCUGAACUACGAACUCUUCACUAUGACCACGAACGAAUGGUAUCAAUGCACCGCACAGCCACGGAGUCUGCGGCAAAUUUCGAGAGUGAAGUGAAUUUACAGAAAUCUCGUCUUGCGACUACGACAAAGACGUUGCAGGCGACUGAAGCUGCACACAAACAUACUAACGCAGAAUUGCAGCGGACACGCUCUGCCCUGCAGACCAUUCGAGCUACCCACCAAGCCGAAACGAAGAAGAAGGAAAAGGAGAUUGAACGCGCUAUGGAGAGGUGGCACAGGAUCUCUGACGCUCAGGCAAAACUUGGCGCUACCGCUAGUGGAAUGCGCUUUAUCGGAAGUGUUAAUACUGUCGUUGAACCAGUAGUUCCGAUUGUCGGGAGAGGAAAGAGCUACCUGGAAAUUGCGUUAGAGGAGGCUGAGAAGGCACGCGAGCAGUUAGGCAAGGAUAUUCUCGGUUUGAAGAAGAUGCUCCUCAAGGCUGUCAACGAAAUCAGAAAUAUCGCGUUUGAAUUGACGCCAAGUUUGCGAGAACCCACCUAUGAGAUAGAAAUUCCUGUACCUAUGACACUCCCCGAUCUAUUCCCUCUGUCGCCUCCGGACUUUACCACCAUGACGCUAUCAUCCUCGCUUGCGCGACUCCGAGACAUUCUGGGAGUGCUGUCUUCUUCCACAUCUUCGAUAUCAACUUCACCUUCCGUCUCCCCCGCACCGCAGCCUAUGCCUUCUCCGUCUGAACUUGAACAGCUGCAUCAAGUCAUUGAGCAGCUGAAGAAGGAACUCCAUGAUUCAAAAGAGCAAGUAGCUCUACAAGCUGCGGAAAAUCGAUCUGCGGCAGAUCAACCUUCAAGCACCAUGACAAUACUUGCUCGGGACAACAAACGCCAACAUUCAGCUGUCUCCGAAGCAGAGGAGCAAAAGAAGCUUCCUCAAGUACCAACUCAACCUGGAAUUGGGAAAGAAAGGCUUAGUAUUGAGAUUAGCACGCGUCCCAAAGAGGAGAAACCUUCUGAGAAAGUCCGAAACAUGUUCGCAGAACUUCCUCUCACUCGAGAUGAUUCAGAUUCACGUUCGGAGAAAAUGAGUGCAUCCAACCAAAGGUCUUCCCCACGAAAACCUCAUUCACCGUCCAAAAGGUUCCAAAUCAACAUCGGCAAAGCUACCAGAAGAACCACACGGGUUGUUUCUACGAGGAGACGAUCCUCGUCAUCCUCAUUUUCACUUUCUCCAUCUCAAGGCAGCAAGGAUGCAGAACCAGCUUUCGAAACAGAGGUCAUCCCCCGUCUACCACCCCCACUUUCCAUCGGCGCGUCUAUACCUCCUUUGAUGUCCACCAGCUCGAGCACAGAAUCCCUGCUCCCGACCGCAUUCGUGCUACCUCCACCAUCUCCUUGUGCAUCCUUGCCGCCUCCAAAACCCGCUCUUCUACUAUCCGGUGCUUCCACUCUACCGCUGCUUAUGCCGACAUUCCAAACAUCGCAAGAACAAGAACCGUGUGAAAAUAACAGAUUUCUCUCUCGACCUUCAUUACAAUCCCAUGUGCCACCAUCUGCAACCCCAGCAGAUCCAGUCGAUUCCGUUCCACAGACACCCUUGGCCGGAGCUCAUCGAGCAUUCCCUUACCCGGUUGCCAAGCCUCUUGCCACGCAUAUGAUCCACGCGUAUUCACCUGUGAGACCCAGUCCACUAAGCCGCAUUCUUAUGUUAGGGAACUCUCCAGGGUCUCCUUCGAAUGUCGCUUUAGACCCUAAUUCCAGCUCCCGAGGCUUAGAGGUCCUCAUGGAGACGGACGAGCUGGAGAACGACUUUCCGGGAGAUGGCUUACUGAAAACAGAGCUGUUCCCACCUACACCUCAGUCAAGAGCCUCGUCUGACGACGAAGGAGGGUUGACAUUGGCACAACAGUUAGGUGUAUCAGAGUCUCCUCCCGAGAGUCCGGUAUAUGCAAGGCCAGAGUCUCUGCUACGGGAGAAAAAAGUACAAAGCAUCGUUGUUCGGCGAUCUCAUUCAUCCAAAACCAUAACUAACAAAGCUAAAAUACCUUCUUCCAAGCCAACUUUCGGGGUAUCCAAACCUCGUACUUCCUCUACGGUUGAGAAAGGCCCCGGAAUGAAAGUAAAGGCUAGAUCUAUGGGGACUCUACCUGUCACGAAGAAUACAACACGAAUGAGCGAUCGAUUAACUUCUGUCGGGAUAGGUGGUUACGAAAAAGAGAAUUCGAGUCAUGCAUCUGGAUCCACUGGGUCAAACCUUAACAAUGACAAAGGGAUCGCCGAAAGGAGUAGUAUGAAGAGCAUUGUAUCAGAUGCGAAUUUGAGGAAGGUGGACUUUGGUCGGGGAGUCAGUGGACCGAGAAGAGUUCCUAUCGACAGCGCGGAAGCGCCUCCGAUUGGGCGCAGACGAAAAACAUGAUACAUUUUCUCAUUUAUCAUUCCUCUCUCACUAUGUACUUAGAUACCCAUUGCUCAUGAUAUGUAAUUUGCAUCUGUCUUUUAACACGCCUUCAUAAAAGUGGUGAAGUAGGAGGUAAUAUGGGAAACGCCAUCUAAUGGCGCGAUAGC